UCUUGACUCUCUCGUAGCACCCGCAACAACUUCAGAUACACCUCACUCGAUUUUUCCUGCAAAACACAAACACACACAAAGGUGACAGUAUCUUGUGACAGACUCAUUUUUUUCUUCUCAAUCUCUCCAGGAAUUAACAUGGACUUAUGCUAGAUGUUUUUUUUUUUUUAUUACCACUGUAAUGGGUUACCAUCUCUCUCCCUGCCUAACUUGGGUCCUUUCCAGUGAGAAGAGGAUGGAGCAUUAAUCGCAUGUUGAAUCACUGCUCUGUGCUCACAAUUAAUCCCUCUUAAUGGUCUUAAAUCACUAUGCUCAGGUUGUACAUUCUCAUUAUUACUCUCUAUUAAUUUAGUGUUUAAAUGGCAUAGCUUUGUAUCUCAAUAAGGUUAUACAAAUGUGCUAUGAGUGCAUAUUUAUAAUGUUGAAUAAUAAUAUUCUAUUCUGGGCAACAUAAUAAACAAAGCUCUUUGCAGUCAGACCUGACUGACUGCCCUGUUAGUGUUAAAGUGCAGGAGUGGAUUUAUAAAGUCAUAGUAAAGCUACACUUGUACAAGGGAAAACGUUAUUUUAUUAAUCAGAGUUUUUAGAUCACCUCAAUCCCAUAGACCAUUUCAAUACAACUAAAUAAUUCAAUUAAAAGAAAUAAAAGUUUAUUUCUGUAGCCAUUUUAAGAACAGUUUUGUAGAAUUCUGAGUCUACUUUCCAUGUGGCAACUAAAAUGUCCCAAGACAGAAUAAGGAACUAUUAGAGUUUGAGUUUAUAGUAUUGAACUAUUAUUUUUGUGUUUCUUUUAUAUGAAACAAGAACUGCCUUUCAACAAUGCACUGUUAAGAACAAUAAUAAUCAGAGAGAGAGAGAGAGAGAGAGAGAGAGUUUAUUUACCUAUGCAUGAAGCAUGAGACAGAUUUUUGUGUGUCAUGUGAUUUCAGGGAAGUGACUCAGCCCCACCUCUUACACAAUAAACCACAGAGCAGGUUUCACUUAGAGAAGAUAACUUAAAGCAAACAGCAACAGACAGACAGCGACAGGAAGAGGAAGAACAAUGCUGAAAAACGGUCUUUACACAGCCCAACCGGAGUCCAGAGUCAAUUUUGUGCUGUUUGGAAACACCUCUGCAGUCCACUUUGGACCUGAAAAUGUACUACUUGGACAAGACCUACCCAUUCUAAACAACACAGAGUUCUCUCAGAUUGUCCCAGUAUCAAGAAUGGUAUCAGGACGUAAUGUUUCUGUCAUCAAUAUCCUUGGCUUGGAAGAGACUGAAUUCUCCCCACACAUCAUGCAUCAGUUCAUUAGUAGACUUGUUAAAGAAAAUGAAAUCCAUGCUUUCAUCUUUGUGCUUCAACUGAACCGGUUAACAGACACUAAUAAAUUGGGACUAGAAUGGCUGAAAAACACAUUUGGAGAAGAUGCUCUUUCUUUUGUGAUGAUUCUAUUCACUUAUGAGAGAGAGGAGGAGUGUGACACCAUUGUAGAUGACUUGAAGAAAAACAGUGUUCUAGAGCAACUGACACGGCAAUGUGGAGGCAGGUACCACACAUGCAGCAAGAGCAUGAACAACCAAUCAGAAUUGAGAACACUGCUAGAGAAGAUUGACCGCCUCACCUCUGAUAAUAAUCAGCGCUGCUACACUGUUGAGAUCUACAACACAGCCUUCAGUCAGCAAACAGGUUUAUUCCAACUGCAGAGAUGGCAAAGUCUGUCCACAAUGUCUGAAGUGAGGAUUGUGCUGCUGGGAGAAAAUGUUCCUCUGACCAACAGAGUGGGAAACUUCAUCCUGGGCAGAUCUGCAUUUGGGACUGACGAUCUUCUUCCUUCAGAAAAGAUGCACAGUGAGAGAGCCAGUGGUCAUGUGGAGGGAAGAACCAUCACCAUCAUCAACACACCUCAUCUCUAUAACCCUCAACUCUCUCAGGAGGAACUGACUCGGAGAGUAAAAGAGUGCAUUUCUCUCGCUGAUCCUGGACCUCAUGUGUUUCUGUUAGUGCUUCACUCAGAAUUAAUCACACAUGAGGAGCAAGACAGAGUCAGAAGCGUAUUAGCCACUUACAGCCCACUGUCUAGGGAACACUCAAUAGUGAUAACUACAGGUGAAGACCAUGGAUUCAUCAGUGAAUGUGAAGUGAGACACCACAGAAUCCAGAAUAUAUCUACAUUUGAUAAACAUCAGGUUCUUCCGCUUUUGAAGAAGAUAGAUCAGGUGCUGAAGGAGACUGGAGGAAGUGACCAGAUCUGCAGAAUGACUGAACCUCAAAAAGGCAGUGUGCCAGAGAAGAAGCAAUCAGGAACCCUAGGAAGACAGCAAGAUCAUUUGACUGAAAUCACAGCAAAGACAGAUAGAGAUACAGUAGAAGGACACCUGGAGGAGAGUAAAGAAUCAAAGCAAACACAUUUUAAAAUGGUGCUGCUUGGGAGAGAAGAGACAGUAAAGACCUCAAUAUAUAAACAAUUAAAAGGUAAAAAUACUUCACUGUCAAGCUCGAUGUGUGUAAAGCAGGGAGAAGUGUGUGGACACCUGAUCACGCUGGUGGAGAUGCCCGCUCUCCACAACACUCAGCUCUCAGAACAGGAAGUGAUGCGUCAGACUCUACACUGUGUCUCCAUCUGUGAUCCUGGAGUUCAUGCUUUCCUCAUCAUCGUUCCUGAGGGUCGUCUCACUGAUGAAGAUAAAGGAGAAAUAGAGUUGAUUCAGAGGAUCUUCAGCUCCAGAGUUAAUGACCACAUCAUAUUCAUCAUCAACCAGCAGUCCCAGAAGGAACAGUUAGAUGAGACACUUCAGUCUGUGAUAAAGGCAUGUGAGGGACAAUAUACAUUCUACAGCAGCAGAACAGAUGCAGCAGAACUGAUUACACGUGUGGAAAAGCUUCUUAAACAGAACAGCAGUCGUCUGUAUACGAUGGCCAUGUACUCUGAAGCCCAGCUUGAAAUACAGCUGCAGUACAAAAGAGAAAUUGGAAAUCUGCAACAACAAAUGACUGAAGUCAUGAUGAGAAACAGAAAUCAAACACAAGAUUUAUUAAAAAACCCUGACACACUCAGAAUUGUGCUGUUGGGGAAGACUGGAGUUGGGAAGAGUGCAACAGGAAACACCAUUCUAGGAAAAGAAGUGUUUAAAGAAGACCUGUCUGAUGAAUCAGUAACCAGUGUGUCUCAGAAAGAGACAGUAGAAGUCAAUGAGAGAGAGAUUACUGUGAUCGACACUCCAGGACAGUUUGACACAAAUAUCAAUAAUGAUGAAACUAGGAAAGAGAUUAUUAAAUGCAUGUUCAUGGCAGCACCUGGUCCUCAUGUGUUCCUGUUGGUGCUGAAAUUAGGAAAUCGCUUCACACAAGAGGAGAGAGAGGCAGUGAAAAUUAUUGAAAAGGCUUUUGGUGAGAAAUCUAACAUGUACACUAUUGUACUCUUCACUGGAGGUGAUCUGCUAAAAUCGAAGAAAAUUGAACAGUACAUGGAAGGUGCUGGGAAAAAUUUAAAGAAACUUUUGUCUGAGUUUGGGGACAGAUAUCAUGUUUUCAACAACAAUGAAAAAAACAGUAACACCCAGGUCCAGACUCUCCUGAAGAAGAUUGAUGACAUGGUGGCACUGAAUGGAGGAAGCUACUACACUAAUGAGAUGUUCCUACAGAUUGAAAUGGAAAAGCAAGCAAAACUUCAAGAGAGAAUAUGGAAUGAAAAAGAGCAGCAGAUGAAGAACGAGGGAGAAGAACUGAAAGCUAAACACAGAGAAGAAAUAGAAAAGCUGAGUAGGAUUAUACAAGAACAAAAACAGAACCAAGAGAAGGAUCAAAUGACAAUGGAAAUGUGGAAGAAGAGGGAAAUUGAUCUAGAAGACGCAUUAAAUUCCAGAAAUGCAGAGCUGCAACAAAUGAAAGAAACUGUUGAUCAAGAAAGACGGAGAUUAAAGGAUACAGAGCAGAACUAUAAGAAGAAUAUGGAAAUGUGGAAGAAGAGGGAAAUUGAUCUAGAAGACACAUUGAAAUCCAGAAAUGCAGAGCUGCAACAAAUGAAAGAAACUGUUCAUCAAGAAAGACAGAGAACUGAAACAGUCUCAGAUCAACUUAAAUCCCAUGAAGAAGAACGUACAAUAAAGGAUCAACAAGAACAAAUGAGAAAAGCAAAGGAGGAGGAAGAGCGAAGAGCUUUAGAGACUAAAUUAAAACAGACAGAGGAAGAGAAAAAUCAUCUAAAAGAUAGACUGCAAGUAGAAGAAAAGAUGAGAAGGGAAGCCCAAAACUCUUAUAACACAAUCAUGAAAGAAGGCUCAUACCUCAAGUGGCAGAAAGACCAGGAUGGUCAAGAAAGAAUGGAUGAAAUUCAGGAAAUCAAGAAGUGCUGCCCUGAGUCAACAGCUGCAAAAAAGGGAGAAGAAAUCAUCAAAAAGAAGAAAGAAUUUGAAGAACUUAUGAUCAGACUUAACUUUAUGGAUUGGCAACAAAAUCUUCUGACCACUACGGACUGUCUUGAAAUAACUAAAUCUUCACAAAAUGAUCACAAACCUGAGAUUAAUGUGACACAAAUCUUCCUAAAGCAACUAUUAAUGAUGAAUUACAAUGCAAGAUACUGCAUUAAAAAAGAAAACAAAAAACUACUUCAUAAUUCUAAAGAGCCAGAAAUUGAGAUCCACCCCAUGGAUAUCCAGAUGGCAGUGUUUCACUGCUCUGAUCAUUUCCUGAAGCAGUUAAUAGUGAAUAAACUGGCUCAGUGUCAGUACGCUCUGCCUCUGCUGGUGCCCAAUCCCUUCACCAGAGAGAUCGAGUUUCCUCUGUGGACCUUUCGGCAAAUCAAGAAGAGCUGGAGGACAGGAAAUUCCACAAGUGAGGAAAAAAAUAUUGUUGAGACAGAAACUCCAAUGGUGGCAUUCUUCAGGUUUGGUUCUGUAUCUUUGUCCAAGUCUCAGCUGAUUAACAGGUUGAUCAAUGAGAAACAUGACACAUUCUUCCACAGACACUGUCCAGGCAGCAGCAAGAACCAGCUACUGAUGGACGGAGUGGUGGAGAUCGCAUGGUACUGCCCAUCUGGAAAAAGCACUGAUAAUUUCACUGAAUGUAUUGCAUUCUGUAAUCUUCAUGGUGAAGCUGGAUCUAACAUAACACAGCAUGAUAUUUUAAUGAAGAUGUCCUCUCUAAAUGUUGCCUUUUUACCUGAUUUUGGACAGAAAAACCACUACAAGGGUUUGGUGAAGCGGCUCUUUAGGUCCCCAAAGCCUCUGAUUUGUAUUCUGACAGAUGAUGACUCUUCUAUAACAGAGAUGGGGGAGGGGAAGUACAGCAUUGGAUUAAAGGACAGAAAUCAGCAUGAUGUAUGUGAAGAGCUGAAAGAGACCAUACGACACUGUCUGGCAAAAGAGCCCAAGGCCUUUAAACUAGAGGAUCUGGCUGAAGCCAAAGAGGUCAGAGUUGAUGAAGAUAAUGGACUCUGUAAGAAUGGAAAGAAAGCUGCCCUCGAAAUAAUCAAUCUGCUGAAGAAUAAUGACCAGUUAUUAGACAAAGAAAGAAGUCUACCAUGUCAGGGAAAACUGUGGCAUGACUGGUGUCAGAAGAACAAAGAACUACACCGACCUCAUGGAAACAACAUAGAAAUGUACACAGGUAAUAAAAACAUGGAAAUGAACAAAAUCCGGAAAAAACAGCAAGAACAUGGCCUAAGCAAACUCAUGAAUUGCUUUAUCAAAGGACUGAAUUCCGAGCAUGCCAGUGAGAAACUGUAUCUCCUGAAAUGGAUUGAAAUCCUCCUGAACAAGUUAACUUCAGAACGUCUCUACACCUUGCAACAGGAGUAUGGGGAAAACUGGUCAACACAUUUGGAAUUAAAGAAGUCUCAUGAUAAAGCAAAGCAACAGGCAACUAAAGAAAAGCUUGAUGAAUUGUCAGAGCAGCUGAAGGCUGCAUCUUUUGGCUUAGAGCAUAUUCUGAGGGAGAUGGGCCAGAUAUAUGAGUCAAGUCAGUCUGUAAAAACUCCAAAUACAGAAACGAAAAAAAAAAUAAAAAAUUCUCUAUUUCCUGCCCUUGCAGCUAAACUUGUGUAUGCUGGAUACCCAUUGGAGCUGAUGGAUGGAGAUGCUGUUCAUGUACCUCUGAUCUGGGUUUCAGCAGUUCUAGAUGAGCUUGUGAAGAUACUGGGAGACCAGAGAGUGUUUGUGCUGUCGGUGUUGGGGAUUCAGAGCUCUGGGAAAUCCACCAUGCUGAAUGCCAUGUUUGGUCUCCAGUUUGCUGUCAGUGCUGGAAGGUGCACCAGAGGAGCCUUCAUGCAGCUGGUCAGAGUGUCAGAGGAGAUGAAGAAAGAGCUGAAGUUUGACUACAUUCUAGUUGUUGAUACUGAAGGACUUCGAGCACUUGAGCUCGCAGGUACAUCCACUCAACAUCAUGACAAUGAACUUGCCACAUUUGUUGUUGGUCUUGGAAACCUGACCUUGAUCAACAUCUUUGGAGAGAACCCUUCUGAUAUGCAGGACAUCCUUCAGAUUGUUGUCCAGGCCUUCUUGAGGAUGAAGAAUGUCAGAAUAAAGCCCAGCUGUUUGUUUGUCCAUCAGAAUGUUCCAGAUGUUACUGCUGAACAGAAAAACAUGGAGGGACGGAGAAAAUUGCAAGAAAAUCUGGAUAAAAUGACCAAGCUGGCUGCCCAGGAAGAAUUCUUUGAAGCAGAACAUUUUAGUGAUGUCAUUGCAUUUGACAUAAAAAAAGACGUGAGGUACUUUUCACAGCUGUGGGAGGGAAGCCCACCCAUGGCUCCUCAAAACCCAUUAUACACUGAAAAUGUUGAAGAGCUGAAGAAGACCAUACUGUCCAAUGCCUCAAAUGUUCAUAUUCUAACACUGACACAAUUGAAAUCCCGGAUUAAAGAUCUCUGGGAAGCGCUUCUAUGUGAAAACUUUGUGUUCAGUUUCAGAAACACACUGGAGAUUGCAGAAUACAGAAAACUGGAGGAGAAAUAUGGAAUAUGGACCUGGACUCUUAGGAAUGCCAUUCUCUUAAUACAAGACAAACUACACACCAGCAUCAACAACAAACAAGUGUGCAAAGCUGAUUAUAAGGACAUUGUGGACGAAAUGAAAGAAACAUUUAAUAAAGUGACAGAAUCAGUGCAAUGUUACUUUGAAGAAAAUGAAGAAGGGAUAGACAUUAUUCGGCAAUGGAGAGGCACGUUUAUGAAAAAGGUUCAAGAUCUGCAUGACGAACUUGUGAAACAAACAGUGAGAGAACUGCAUGAAAUCAUUUACCAAAAGCAAACUUGCAAAAACCUGGAAGAGAGGAAAUCUCAGUAUGAGGCAGAACUUUUUAAAAAGAGCAAAGAGUUUGCCUUAAAUCUGAAAAGCAAAACAAACAAUGAAAAGCAGUUGGAAGAACAGUUUGAUUUACUGUGGAAAAAAUGGGUCUCUGAUUUGACUGCAAAUCUGAGUAGAAAACAAAUUAACAUAGAGGAAGACAUAACACAAAUAUUGUCUGAACACUAUGAAGCAAAACUUGUGUGUGAGAGGAAACCUGAAAAGUAUGAGAAAAUAAGCGUGCAAGGUGAUUAUAGCAAAUAUUGGAAAACGAGCUGGACAAAGACUGUUAGAGCGGUUUUAACUACUUUACCACCUGAGACACAAGAACCAAUAAGGCAACUGAUCCUUACUGUCAUUGAGCAAACUAAAGACCUGGUUAAAUCAAAACCAGUUACAAAGACAGGCUACAAUCCAGCCUACAUUCAAGAGAUUGUUCUACUGGUAAAAAAGGCAGUGGAUGAACACCAGUCCCCAUACUAUGAGUUGAACAAAAAGUUCUCAGUGGAUCUGUCUCUGCAUGUGUGUGCCACUGCAAAAACAGAGUUUGAAAAGUUACACAAGAAAUUUGAAAAGAGCUUUGAUCCAUUAAUCUAUCUGGAGAAAAUGAAACCCGAAUACUACAGUGUUUUUCAGAAAUCCUGCCAAGGUGCCACAUCUACAGCAGUAUUUGGAGGCUUAAUCUGCAGGCAGCUUGGAGAGUCUAUCCUGCAGAGUGUGUACAACAGGAGUGCCAAUGAUCUGGCUGAUGAAAUGAAGUCAAACUGCCCAGAAUUUAAUGGAAACAGGUCAAACCUGGAGAAACACAUUCUCAGAUCACUUGCAGUAGAGGAGAACUUUGAAAAGUUUAUGACCUACAUCUUGACUCCUAGGGAACACUUUAAGAGCUUUAUUAAAGAUGUUGUAAGAGAUUUCAUGAGAAAAGAAAACCCCAAUGCUCUUGCUCGGAUUAAAGAAAUUGUUCAACACAAACAGCAGUGUGUAAUCACUGCAGCAGAAACGGCAACUGAAGAAGUGACAAAGAACAAAGGAGAUGCAAAUAUCUGGUUGGAAAAGUUCCGCUGUGGUCUCAACAAAGAUGAGCUUGAAUAUAAUACAGAGCAUCUGAGUGGAAAUAACUGUGAAGACAUCAGUGAUUUUCAACUGCUUACAGACGUAGUGAGAAAAGAAAUUUCCUUCAUUACUGAAGACCUGAAGAGGAAGUUAGACAGCAUGUCUGAUCUUAAAAUGGAGAAGUUCAGGAAGAGACCAGAUGAGAUUCUGAUUGAACAUUUUUGUCAAUGUUGUUGGGUUCAGUGUCCUUUCUGUAAAGCCAUCUGUACCCACACAAUGGAGGAUCAUGUUGGAGAUCACAGUGUCCCCUUCCAUCGAAAUAUUGGAAUAAAUGGAUGGUCUUACAGAGGAACAGAUAACUUUAGCCUCUCUUUUUGCACAUCAAGAGUAGCAAGUGAUAAUAAAUUUUGGGUUUCUGAACAGGAAUUUCCUUGGAAAGAAUACAGAAAAGCAGGAGGUGUAUAUGAGACCUGGAGCAUCACCCCUGACGUUUCUGAGCUGCCAUACUGGAAGUGGUUUGUGGGUAGAUUCCAGAAGGAUUUGGAAAACCAUUAUAAAAAAACAUUCCAGGGACAAGGUGAAAUCCCUGGACAAUGGAAAACAUACACAAAGGAAGAUGCUGUUGAGAGCUUGAAUAAAUACAUAUAAUUAAGCAUGUACACAUUAGGGAGCAUAACGUUAGCUGGUUUCAUGGCAACAGUGCAGCUGCCUCAAACAAACAUAAUAUAGGACCGUCUUUCAGGUGUUUCGCCAAAUUCCAGGUGUUUCCUCACUUUGUUUGAAAUGAACGAUCGCAUCGGUUGCACACCGGAAACUGAUACUAGCUUUCCUCUCUUUUCCUCUCAACGAGUCGGGGUGGAGCUAAACUUGUUAAGUUAAGCUAAUCUUCUGUAGUUUUUCCCGUGUGCUUGUAGGCGUUCCUCUUCACCACUUGUGGACCGACUGAAACACUUGCGCGUAUUUGCUGCCCCAUCAGGUCCGGAAGAAUCGCAACCACGGUACUUGCGGUACUUUCAUUACAAACGGUACUAACAGUACUGCAGAAAAACAAGUACCGUCACUUUUUAAGAAAGUUGAUACCGACUUGGUACCGAAGUAUUGGUUCUCGUGACAUCCCUAGUACACAUACUGUACAAUAUCACCUAGAAAGCACAAAAUUUAAUAACGAACAAGACAUGCUGAUUUAAGUUACAGUGAGGAUACAUUCAGCUUUCUCUGAAACGCCUGCAUUACACUGAAAUGAUCAGAUCUAGUACCAAGCAACUAAGUAACAUUGACAUAGAUAACAAAACGUGAAAAAAAUUCACAUAUAAUCUUGCAUAUAAUUUCUGAAUUAAACAAAAAAAAACUUUACUUUUCAUUUGAAACUGUGAUUUGUUAUGUGAUGGUUAUGUCAUUAGUGACUAGUGUUUUAGAUGACAUUUUUACAAUCGUAAUUAGUAGCAUCAGUUGAUUCUAGUUCAGUAGAAACAGCUUUCAUUACAAAUGAUGUAUUUUUUUAUUAGAUUAAAAACAAGAUUAUAUCAUGUCUUCUACUUAAUAACUGAAAUGAAAAGACAUUACUCUUUAAUGCGAAUCUCUUUUAAUAGAAAAUGUAUGAUGUUAUAAUCAAGCAGAUUUUGAUUAAAGCUAUGUGAUAAACUCUUAAAACCUUUUUGGUGUUUUU
Molecule: messenger RNA, 9980 nt
Organism: Ictalurus furcatus (blue catfish)
Lineage: Eukaryota; Metazoa; Chordata; Actinopteri; Siluriformes; Ictaluridae
Product: interferon-induced very large GTPase 1
Exons: 7
Coding region: 1043-8962 (2639 amino acids)
Molecular function (GO): GTP binding
Source: RefSeq, a predicted model, not a curated record